Molecule: messenger RNA, 6495 nt
Organism: Limanda limanda (common dab)
Lineage: Eukaryota; Metazoa; Chordata; Actinopteri; Pleuronectiformes; Pleuronectidae
Gene: f5
Product: coagulation factor V
Exons: 25
Coding region: 108-5960 (1950 amino acids)
Molecular function (GO): copper ion binding; oxidoreductase activity
Source: RefSeq, a predicted model, not a curated record
UGUGUGUGUGUCACUGACAGAUAAAGCACAGAGCCGACCUCCCUGGCAGAUCACAGCUCCUGGACUUGCCGUUGUGUCCAGUGUCACCUGGAGGAAUCACCCCAGACAUGCAGCUCUGUUUCUGGGCUGGAGCUCGGUGUCUCCUGCCCGUCCUGGUCCUCCUGCCCGUCCUUCAUGUCCAAGCAGCGGAGACACAUCCACCCAGAGAGAGACGCUACUACAUCGCUGCUGUGGAGAUAGACUGGAAGUACUCUGACAAUGACACACACAGCUAUAAGAAAGUGGUGUUUCGAGAGUAUGAGAAAGAUUUCCAGAAGGCGAAGGCUCAUCCCUCGUGGUUAGGUCUGCUCGGACCCACCCUGAGGGCGGCGGAGGGCGAGACCCUCGUGGUCACUUUCAGGAACAUGGCGACCACGUCACACAGCAUCCACCCGCACGGGGUCGCUUACGGGAAGCAGUCGGAGGGAGCCCACUACUUUGACAACACGUCACAGAAGGAGAAGGAGGACGACGUGGUGCAGCCGAACGGGGAACACGUUUACCACUGGGAGGUGACGUCCGACGUUUCACCGCAGCCACACGACCCCGCCUGCCUCACCUACACCUACGUCUCCCACCAGAACGUGGUGGAGGACUUCAACGCCGGCCUCAUUGGCGCGCUGCUCGUCUGCAAACCUAACAGCCUGAACGAGUCGGGGCAGCAGAUCAACUUCCACCAGGAGUACGUUCUUCUCUUUGGGGUUUUCGAUGAGAAGGAGAGCAGGUACAAGACAAUCGGCCACGCCCCCGACAACCACGUCAAAUACACCAUCAACGGCUACACCAAGGGGUCACUGCCAGAUGUGAGUGUGUGCGCUCAUGCCUCCGUGAGUCUGCAUCUCUUGGGCAUGAGCUCGGAGCCGGAGGUUUUCUCGGUGCACAUGAACGGCCAGGUGCUGCAGCAGGCCGGCCACCGAGUGUCCUCCGUGGGGCUGAUCAGCGGCUCCAGCGCCACGGCCAGCGUGGUGGCCAUCCACACAGGCCGCUGGCUGCUGUCCUCACACAUCAGCAGGCACAUCCAAGCUGGCAUGCACGGUUUUGUGGACGUGAAGACGUGCGAUGGCUUCGAGGCUCCAAGCCGACGGUUGACUUACGCACAGAAAAAAGAAAGCACGGAGUGGAAAUACUUCAUCGCUGCGGAGGAAGUUGUCUGGGACUAUGCACCUAACCUGCAGCAACAUGUUGAUGAGAACUUCAGGCUGCAGUACUUGACACAGUCACAGACACGCAUCGGUCAGAAGUACAAGAAGGCCGUGUACACGCAGUACAAGGACGAGUCAUUCACCGAGAGGACGGAGAACAAGCAAAGGAAAAAUGAGCUGGGGAUCCUGGGCCCGGUGAUCAGAGCCCAAAUCAGAGACGUUAUCAAGAUUGUUUUUAAGAACAUGGCGUCCAGGCCUUACAGCAUCUAUCCACACGGCCUGACGAUCCUCAAGUCAGAGGAGGGAGCCAACUACCCAGAAGGAGGCAACCAUUCUCACGGGGUUCAGCCUGGUGAAACGCACACGUACGUCUGGCGAGUGGUGGAGGAGGACGAGCCUUUGGACGGAGACUCCCGAUGUCUGACUCGGAUGUACCACAGCGCAGUGGACACACCACGUGACAUCGCAUCAGGACUGAUCGGACCGAUCCUGAUCUGCAAGAGUCAGUCGCUCAAUCGCAGGAACGUGCAGAUGAAAGCCGACAAGGAGCAACACGCCAUCCUGGCUGUGUUCGAUGAAAACAAGAGCUGGUACCUGGAUCACAACAUCGCUCAGAACUGUGACCGAACCAGAGUCAACAAGGCCGACCCCGACUUCUACAAAUCCAAUGUCAUGCACACGGUUAACGGUUACACGUUUGAGAGCGGUCCGCUCUUGGGCUUCUGCAACGGCGAGAUCGCAACGUGGCACGUGUCGAGCGUCGGGGCGCAGGACUACAUCCAGACGGCUACGUUCUACGGUCACAUGUUCAAGUUGAACGAGCAGACGGAGGACUUCCUCAGCCUCUACCCCAUGACUGGAGAAACCAUCAGCAUGAGCAUGGACAACCUCGGGGUCUGGCUCAUGGCUUCUCUGAACUCUCAUGAGACGACCAAAGGGAUGCGGGUGAAGUUCCAGGAUGUGGAAUGCUAUCGCGAGUACCAGUUCGAUUACUCUGAGGAAAAGGAUGACUCCAAUGAAUUCAACAAGUGGAAGCUUCCGAGCAUGGCCGACAUCAAGAAGGAAGAGGAGAAGCCGAAGAUUAAGAAUGUGGUGGAGGACAUUUACACAGACAUGUUUGCAGAAGAGUUGGGUCUCAGGUCCGUGAAGAACCAGACGACCGACUCAGACAUGGAGAAGCUGGACCUCACUCAGCUCGACCUCGACGGCAUCGAUGUGCCCGACGGACCAAAACCAAACUCAAUGAACAAGACAUUGUUCUCAAAUCGUGAAGCGGCCGAUGGAGUGAACCUCACAGUGGUUGAUUCUCUGAGUGAGAAUACGACAAGUAUACAGAACACGAGUGCAGCGUCAAUACUCAACAGUUCUUCCACAGUGAAAACAGAGAACACGACCGUCUCAUAUAACAAAUCGCCGAAGAACGAGAGUAUAACUUCAAGUAGAAACGUUUCUCUAGAUGCUUCUUAUCCUGAUAAUGAUGCUGUGUCUGACACGAAGAACAAAACUUUCCACAACACUACGGAAUUAUCAGCUGCUGGGAAUGUUUCUGCAGAGAUUACAAACCUGGGAGCAACCAAACCAGAAACUGCUAAUCUUACGGUAACAGAACAAGAAACUACAAACAUUACAGCAGCAGAACAAGAAACUACAAACAUUGCAGCAACAGAACAAGAAACUACAAACGACACAGCAGCAGAACAAGAAACUACAAUCAUUACAGCAGCAGAUCAAGAAACUACAAAUCUUACAAUAACAGUGCAAAAAUCAGCAAAUCUGACACCACCUGGAAAUGGAAGUUCCCUCCUGGAGACGGACAGAAAUGAGGAAACCCUGACUGGUGAUAACCGGACGAUCUUGGCCGAGGACUCUGAGGAGAGACUCACCAGAGGAGACGUGUUCUCUUACUCUGAUGCUCAGUCCAACACCAGCAGCUCCCUCAGUCUGCCAGAGACACAGAAGAUGGAAGAUGAGAAUAACACAGCAACUGACAUGUCAGCAGAUGCAGCGUUGUCCUCUCUGGACGUUGGAGAGUUUAACAGCACAGACGGAUACAACCUGACGAUCCUCGUGUCAGAGGUGGAGAACGACAGAAGCAGUGGUAUCGACUCUCUGAGCACUGGAGCGGAGCUGGAGAACAAACCUCAUCUGAACAUAUCCAGAUCAAACUCUUCAGGGUUGAGGAACAAGACAUCGUCUGCAGAGAGAAACGAGACGGUGGAAACGAGAAGUUCUGAGGAGCUCAGUGUCUCCGCGAGCAGCGAAGAAGUUCUGAUCUACCUCGGAGAAAACAACAUGGAGGUGAUUAAAUCCACCUCUGUUAAAACACAGAGCCCCAACUGGACUUACGAGGGAACUCACCAAACGGAGACCAUGGAGAUUCCCGACCACAUGGUUAAAUAUUUCCCGAGACCGACCCCUCGAACAACACCAGCUCCGAAGAGGAAGAAGAAGACGGUGCACCUCCGCCAGAGGCCUCAGAAGGGUGAGGGCAUGAAAACCAAGAGGAGGAAGGUGUACAAGCCUGUGGACGUGAGCAGUUUGCCGUUCUCUCCUCGUGGAUUCAACCCAGACAUGACGCCACGCGGGGCCCGACCCAACACGCCGGUCGCCUUCUCUGAUGAGGAGGAGCUCAUCAACAUGCCCGUGGUGAUCGGCGUGCCACGGCAAGACUUCAGUGACUACGAGCUGUAUGUUCCUGGAGAUGAACCAGAUCAUCUCGGGAUCGAUGAGCCGGACGUAAAAGCCAAUGAGUAUGAAUACGUGGUCUACAAAGACCCCUACAGCAGCCACGAGGACGUCAAGAACCAGUACCUGGACGAGACCUCCAAGUACAUCUUGAAGAACUCAGGCCCCAACGUCAGGACGUACUUCAUCUCUGCAGAGGAGGUGACGUGGGACUACAGCGGCUACGGCCAGAGGAGACAAGACAAAGUGCAACUUAACUCCCGGAAAACGACCUUCUCCAAAGUGGUUUUCAGAAGCUACACGGACAGUAGCUUCAGCACCCCCGACGUCCGUGGAGAGAUAGACGAGCAUCUGGGAAUCCUGGGACCGGUGAUCAAGGCCGAGGUCGGACAGAGCAUCAUGGUGGUGUUCAAGAACAACGCCAACCGGCCGUACUCCAUCCAUCCCAACGGGGUCACCUACACCAAGCAGACCGAGGGCCUGUCCUACGAGGACGGAUCCAAGUACUGGUUCAAGUACGACAACGAGGUUAAACCCAAUUCCACCUUCACGUAUCUGUGGAAGCUCCCGAUCGAUGUCGGGCCAAAGCCAAGCGACUCUGACUGUCGGACCUGGGCCUAUUACUCAGGGGUCAACCCUGAGCGGGACAUCAACACGGGCCUGAUCGGGCCUCUGCUGGUGUGUCGGGAGGGAACCAUGAGCGGGAACCCGCCGAACAUCAGGGAGUUCACGCUGCUGUUCAUGACCUUCGACGAGUCUCAGAGCUGGCUCUACGAGAAGAACCACGAGAUGAUGCAGAGGAAAAGUCGCCGGAAAUACCUUGACCCGUACUUCAAGGACAAACUCAAGUUCCAAUCCAUCAACGGGAUCAUUUACAACCUGAAGGGUCUGAGGAUGAGCACCCACCAGCUGGUGCACUGGCACCUCAUCAACAUGGGUUCUCCCAAAGACUUCCAAAGUGUCCACUUCCACGGCCAGACCUUCCUGUACCGGGGGACCAGCAGCUCCAGACAGGCUGUCUACCCUCUGCUGCCCGGGAGCUUUGCCACUCUGGAGAUGUUUCCUGCCAAACCGGGUCUGUGGCAGCUGGAGACAGAAGUCGGUUCUAUCCAGCAGCAGGGAAUGCAGACUCUCUUCCUGAUUCUAGAUAACGACUGUAACCGUCCACUGGGUCUGGGGUCCGGCAGCGUGAAAGAUGCUCAGAUCACAGCAAUCAACACCAGAGGAUACUGGGAGCCUCAUCUCGCCAGACUGAACAACAAUGGUCGAAUCAACGCGUGGAGCACAGAGCAGAACAACAGCUGGAUUCAGGUGGACUUCCAGAGGCCGGUCGUGAUCAGUCAGGUGGCCACGCAGGGAGCCAAGCAGAUGUUCAACUCCCACUUUGUGGUCAAGUACUUCAUCUCCUACAGCACGGACCGCAGGAAGUGGAUCUUCUAUAAGGGCGACAGCAGAGGCCUCAGGAAGGUCUUCAUAGGGAACCAGGAAGCGUACGAGACAAAGACAAACACCUUCUCUCCACCUCUGAUUGGACGGUUCAUCAGACUCCACCCCAUCCAGUGGCACACCAAGGCCACGGUUCGCAUGGAGCUCUACGGCUGCGAGCUCGACGGAUGCUCGGUGCCUCUGGGGAUCGAGAGCGGACUCAUCAGGGAUCAUCGGAUCACGGCCAGCUCCACGGCCUCCAGCUGGUACUCCGGACCCUGGAGGCCGGCCCUGGCUCGCCUAAACAAGCAGGGCACCAUCAACGCCUGGCAGGCCAAGUACAACGACAGGAACCAGUGGCUGCAGGUGGAGCUGCCGCAGGUGAAGAAGAUCACAGGUAUAAUAACGCAGGGAGCCAAGUCCGUGGGGACAGAGAUGUACGUGAUGUCCUACACGCUCCGGUACAGCGUGGACGGGAUCAACUGGAUCCAGUACACGGACGACGAGGAGUUCCAGUACAAGACGUUCCCAGGAAAUAUCAACAACAACGACCACGUGAAGAACUACAUCUACCCCCCCAUCUUCUCACGCUUCAUCCGGAUCGUCCCCAGCAGCUGGAUGAGCUCCAUCACCAUGAGGGUGGAGCUGCUGGGCUGCGACUUUGAGUGAUGCAGAAUUUCACAGAAACACAGAAUUCAGUUCCCUAAAUAUGUGAGAUAAACUCCCUGUAUAGAGGAUAAAACAUAUACAGAUAUAUGAAAUCAAAGCUUUUAUAAUGUAAACACACACACAUGCAUUCGUUAGACUCAUCAAAGUUUGUGGAACUUAACUGAAACAUAAAUCUCCUAAAUAUCAGUUUCUCUCUGGUUCAGAGGUUUGAACCUGACAGGAUGUAAAAGUGUUGAAUUAUUAUAUUAUAUCUUCAUGUGUUUUUAAUGCUGUUAUUUGUGUCAUUGUUUUGUGCUUCAUACUUUUCCUUGAGCAACGAAACAUUUAAAUAGAUUCUAUACAGAGUAUCUAAUGCACACUCUGCUUCUAUCUGAUACAAUUCUUCACUCUUUUGUUAAUAUUUCUGUGAUUUUUAAAUACUCGUUGCAUUUUUAACUCUGGCAUGUUAAACUCUGUACUUGAGAUGAAUAGAGAUGAAUGUAAAUAUGUAAGUAGAGGCCUUGAAAUUUAUUUUGCAAUAAAUAAGAUAACAUAU